AUGGCAGGCAUGACUCUGCUUCUCGUUUCUACACUGCUGCUCUCAGUUCCUCAGUCACGUCAGUUCCAUGUGGUGAAGGAAUAUAAGAUGUGGGCAGAAGCUCAGCAGUACUGCAGAGAGAAGUUCACUGACCUCGCCACCAUAGAUGGCAUGUCAGAGAAUGAGGUGGUGAAGAGCUUGAUGCAUGAUGCUGGUGUCGAUCUAGCUUGGAUUGGGCUGAAGAGGGGAAGCCGUAAUAAAUGGCAAUGGUCUCUGGCUGACGGGGAUUUCUAUAGCCAGAAUGAAGAGUUCAGGAACUGGGCUUCAGGCCAACCAGUUGGACAAUGUGUGGAUCAGAGAUUGGGAGGAAUUUGGUACGCUAACGAAUGCAGUAAGAUCAUGCCCUUCAUCUGCUAUGAUGCGGCAAACUCCACACAUGUGCUGCUUACUGAGAGAAAGAACUGGGCAGAUGCUCAGAGAUACUGCAGAGAGAACCAUACAGACCUGACCAGUGUGAGGAAUCAGGCAGAGAAUGACCAGAUAAAGAAAGUCAGAGGAUCUGUUUUGAGUGCAUGGGUUGGCCUGUUCAGUGAUGCCUGGGAGUGGUCAGGUGGCAGCAAUUCCUCAUUUCGCCACUGGACAACUGGAGAACCCAAUUAUGGCAAAGCGGAUGCGUGGUGCACUGCAAUUACGUCCAGUGGUCAGUGGAAUGAUGAAGCCUGUGUGUUUUCCAGGAAUUUCAUCUGCUAUGAUGUGGCCAAAACCACCAUACCCACCACCACCACCACCAUCACUACUACGACCAGCAGGUCUCCCAGCACCUACAGCACCAGAAGGGUGUCUACCAGUGAGAGUAUGUCCCCAACCACAGAUGCAGACGCUUCAAGCUCCAGCAGUGAGCCAGUCUCUUCUACUCUACAUUCACUGAGCACUGACAGACAGAGCUUGGGGACAAACGGCACCACUUCUUCAGCCACUACAAACCACACUACACCUUCACAUAAUCACACAACAGCUGCGGUGAAGAGGCAGAUGGUGAGAGUGGAGGUUCAGACGGACUCUCAGGUGAACAUGGAGGACCCUGCCAUGCUGCAGGCCUUCCUACAGCAGAUUCAGCAGAGACUGAGGGAGAGGGGGAUGCCAGCAGACGCCAAGCUGACCUGGAUGAGACAACCAGAUGGAAAGGUCUUCCAAGAGAAGAAUGACGAGAAAUAA
Molecule: messenger RNA, 1194 nt
Organism: Sardina pilchardus (European sardine)
Lineage: Eukaryota; Metazoa; Chordata; Actinopteri; Clupeiformes; Clupeidae
Product: macrophage mannose receptor 1-like
Exons: 6
Coding region: 1-1194 (397 amino acids)
Source: RefSeq, a predicted model, not a curated record